Messenger RNA from Rotaria sp. Silwood2, 978 nucleotides. Lineage: Eukaryota; Metazoa; Rotifera; Eurotatoria; Philodinida; Philodinidae. The record is from the annotation of a GenBank genome assembly.
AUGAUCGGUGUAUCACCUGAAGUGACUAUUGAUGUUCUUCAUUGUCCUUACAAAACUGAAGACUUAUCACAUUUGUCUCUAGGUCCGAAUUAUGGUCGACCAAAUCCAAGUGCACUUCGUCCGAUAAAACAUCGUGAAACUCAAAUACAAUAUCAUCUCAAAGAUAUUAAUGAGAAAUUUAGAUGUCAAUUGAAGAACUACUGUAACAGAGAAUCUCCAGCAGCAAGAAUGAAAGAGUAUUCUCAAUUAGUUGAAGAUCUACUUCGACAACAUUAUAUAGCUCCAUUAUCCUAUGUUGAUAGCAUGCGUGCUCAACGAGAAUUCAAAUUAGUAAAGUCUAUUCGACGAAAAGCACAAAAAGCAAAACUUAUUAUACGGGUUUGUGAUAAAGGUGACAGCUUACAUAUUGGGAAUAAAAGUGAUUAUGAAAGAAAAGCAGCAAAAUAUCGAGAAGAUAAAAACGCCUAUCAAGAAUUAUCAUACAAUCCAUUGAUGGAAAUAUUAACUAAUGUAACAAAUGCUCUUAAUGCUCUCAAGAAUAACAAGCAAUUGGUACUCAAAGAUUAUAAUCAUCUAAUGCCCAAACUGGAUCUCGUCAGAUUAUCUUACAUGUAUUUUAAUCGUAAACCACACAAGGAAGAAACGCCAUUACGACCCAUUCUGAAUACCAUUAAAGCAGUAACAAGACCUAUCUCCGAUUUCUUAAAUGAAUUGAUUCGACCUAUCUACGAUCAAUAUAAUCAAGAUUAUACAAUUAUUGAUGGUGUGAAUCUUAUCAAACGUCUCGAAAAAUAUGCUGCUGGUGGUCAUCUUAAGCCGUCGACUCUUUUCUGUACUUUUGAUAUUAAUAACUUGUAUACCAUGCUGCCACAAGAUGAAUCCAUUCGAAUUCUAGGCGAUUUUCUUCAUCACUAUGUUCGUGAAAGAGUUAAAAAUAUCUGGGUUGCAGCAUUCAAAAAUUGGCCGAAAUUGUUUUGA